AUGGCCUCCGCCACGGGGAUUCCUGAGCAGCCUCCCGCAGCUGUCAACGGGGCCGAUGAGUACGAACCUCUCCUGGGUAGGCCAGGAGAUGUCAGUCAGAAGGAGGACCAGUCGCUGGUGACAAAUCUGUUCACGGGCACUGCAACAAUUGCCCAGGCGGGGAUUUGGAUCCUCGCUGCCCUCGUCUGGAAUGGCAUCUUCUCCCACGAGCUCAUCUUCUUCUCCCCGCAUCCGCUCCUCAACUCUGCGGCCAUCCUCCUAACCACCCAAGCCAUCCUCAUCCUCCAGCCAACCCACACCCCUUCCCAGAAGCGCAGCGGCACCCUGACCCACUUCGGGCUUCUCGCCCUCGCCAACCUCUGCUUCAUAUCCGCCCUUGUCAUCAUCGAGAUAAACAAAGCCCCCCACCCAGAAUACCGCUUCCACUCCGUGCACGGCAUCAUGGGCCUCGUCACCUACAUAUUGAUCUUCCUGCAGGCCGCAGUAGGCGUCGCGCAGUAUUUCUUCCCCGUCAUCAUCUUCGGCAGCGUAGACAAUGGCAAGAAGAUCUACAAGUAUCACCGCGUCAGCGGAUAUGUGGUGUUCGUGCUGGAGUUGGCGACUGUCGCGGCCGCAACGCAGACGGAUUAUAAUAAGAGCACGCUGCAUAUUCAGCUCUGGGCGGUGUUGGUGGCCUCUGUUCUGGUCCUGGGAGGCGUGGGCGCGAGGGUUAAGAGGCAGAAAAUGAAGAUCUUUUAG
Molecule: messenger RNA, 738 nt
Organism: Histoplasma capsulatum G186AR
Lineage: Eukaryota; Fungi; Ascomycota; Eurotiomycetes; Onygenales; Ajellomycetaceae
Exons: 4
Coding region: 1-738 (245 amino acids)
Molecular function (GO): transmembrane monodehydroascorbate reductase activity
Source: RefSeq, a predicted model, not a curated record